CUACAGGUAAACCAUGUGGGUGAACCCAGCGUCCAUCGCAAAAAUGAUCUUUGUAUCUCCCUACACAAGGCAGCCCACCAUUCCACUAUCACGGCAUGUCAGCACCAUCGUGAAGAGACGUACCGCGACCCGCACUCCCUUUUUUUCCAUGCAGUAAGUACCAGUGCGUCGUCCAGUCGCCCAACGCAUAAAUUAGAGCCAAUUUAACACCUCGCCAGCGUCACAUCUCCGAGUUUACCGCAGCAUUUUCGGCCAACAAUGAAAAGUGAGAGCAAGAGCACGUGUUUUUUACUCCUCGAAGAUGGUACCGUUCUACCUGGCGAACCCUUUGGGGCGAAAAACCAAGUCGACGGGGAAGUCGUGUUCCAGACCGGCAUGGUGGGUUACCCCGAAUCUCUAACCGACCCGAGCUACCACGCUCAAAUCCUGGUACUAACGUACCCCCUCGUGGGCAAUUACGGCGUUCCAGAGCCGCUGAAAGACCCCAACGGUUUACCCUAUUUUUUCGAGUCGCACCAAAUUUGGGCUUCUGGGCUUGUGGUGGGUGAGCACUGUGACACUCCCAGCCACUGGCGCAGCCUCCGAACCCUCUCCGAAUGGAUGAAAGCCGAAAACAUUCCCGGUAUCCAAGGAAUCGAUACCCGAGCUCUUACAAAAAAAAUCCGGGAAAAGGGGACCAUGUUGGGACGCAUUGUGUAUAGUCUCCCCAUAGAAACCAACAUUAAAAUCGUGGACCCCAACACCCGAAACUUAGUCCAAGAGGUUUCGGUUAAGAGAGUCGUCACGUACAACCCGAAAGGUUCCCCGAGGAUUUGUGCAGUCGAUUGUGGUCUAAAGUACAACCAAAUUAGGUGCUUGGUUAGUAGAGGUGCUCGGGUUGAUGUGGUACCGUGGAACCACAAACUCAACGUGAACGAGUACGACGGGCUUUUUUUGAGCAACGGACCUGGAGACCCAGCUAUGUGUAAAACCACCAUUGAGAACAUCAAGGAAGUGAUUAAAGGACCUGUGAUUAAACCCAUUUUUGGGAUUUGUUUAGGGCACCAGUUGCUUUCGGUGGCUAUCGGCUGCCACAGCUAUAAAAUGAAGUACGGCAACCGCGGCCACAACCAACCCUGCAUCCAUCAUGGUACCUCUCGGUGCUAUAUGACAUCCCAGAAUCACGGUUUUGCUAUAAAUACAGACAUCCUUCCAUCCGACUGGGAAAUUCUGUUUACCAACGCCAACGAUAAGACCAACGAAGGCAUCAUCCACUCGUCACUACCCUACUUUAGUGUGCAGUUCCACCCAGAACAUACCGCAGGUCCUCAAGACCUUGAAUGUCUCUUCGACGUGUUUCUCUCUCUUGUCCAAAACCACCAAAAGCAAGUUUCUGCUAAAGCUCUCCUAACCCACAAACUUACAUUCUCUCUUCAACCACCACCUCUUGCCGAAAGACCCAAAAAAGUUUUAAUUAUCGGGUCUGGAGGUCUUUCUAUAGGUCAAGCCGGUGAGUUCGACUACUCCGGUUCUCAAGCUAUUAAAGCUCUCCGCGAAGAAAACAUCCAAACCGUACUGAUAAACCCCAAUAUUGCUACAGUUCAAACGUCCAAGGGUCUAGCCGAUAAGGUGUACUUUCUCCCGUUGGUACCCGAGUACGUGGAACAGGUCAUACGUGUGGAACGUCCAGGAGGUGUUCUUCUAACAUUCGGGGGUCAAACGGGUCUCAAUUGUGGUGUGGAGCUCGAAAGAGCGGGCAUUUUUAAAAAAUACAAUAUAAAGAUUCUCGGGACACCAAUUCAGGCUAUCAUUGAUACAGAAGAUCGGAAGAUAUUUAGUGAACGCAUAGCUGCUAUAGGGGAGAAGGUAGCACCCAGCAUGGCUGCACACUCUGUGGAAGAGGCUCUAGAAGCCGCUGAACAACUCGGCUACCCUGUCAUGGCACGGGCCGCCUUUUCCCUAGGUGGGUUAGGCUCGGGCUUCGCUGACAAUAAAGACGAACUGAAGACUUUAGCCGUGCAAGCACUAGCCCACUCGAGCCAGUUAAUCAUCGACAAGUCUUUGAAAGGUUGGAAGGAAGUGGAGUACGAAGUAGUACGUGACGCUUUCGACAACUGCAUCACCGUGUGCAACAUGGAGAAUGUAGACCCUUUGGGAAUCCACACAGGAGAGUCAAUAGUGGUAGCCCCCAGUCAAACCUUAUCCAACAAAGACUACAACUUAUUGCGUACCACCGCAAUCAAAGUUAUUAGGAACUUCGGCGUCGUGGGUGAGUGUAACAUUCAGUACGCCGUUAACCCCAACGCUGAAGAGUACUACAUCAUCGAAGUCAACGCCCGGUUGUCACGCAGCUCCGCCUUAGCCAGUAAAGCCACAGGCUACCCUUUGGCGUACAUCGCCGCUAAACUCGCCCUCGGAGUACCACUCCCCGCCAUCAAAAACUCCGUCACUGGAGUCACCACCGCGUGCUUCGAACCCAGCUUGGACUACUGCGUGGUAAAAAUCCCACGCUGGGACCUCCACAAGUUCUCGCGCGUGAGUACCAAAAUCGGCAGCUCUAUGAAAAGCGUAGGCGAAGUUAUGGCCAUCGGGCGCAAGUUCGAAGAAGCUUUCCAAAAGGCGCUUCGCAUGGUCGACGAAAACGUGAUGGGGUUCGACCCGUACUUGAAAGACGUGAACGACGAAGAGCUGGAGGAACCAACCGACAAAAGGAUGUUUGUGGUGGCGGCGGCGCUCAAACAAGGGUACUCAGUCGACAAGUUGUACGACUUGACGAAAAUAGACCGCUGGUUCUUGGAAAAAAUGAAGAAGAUUAUUGAUUGGACGAGUCUGCUGGAAACCAUAGAUCAGUCACACCUGUCGCACGAUAUUCUUCUCAAAGCCAAGCAGAACGGGUUUUCGGACAAGCAAAUCGCGUCGUUUGUGAAGAGUACCGAGCUGGCGAUUCGGAAGCAACGGGAGGAGUUCGGGAUUAAGCCGUUUGUUAAACAGAUUGAUACUGUGGCGGCGGAGUGGCCCGCCACCACGAACUAUCUCUAUAUCACGUAUAAUGCGACGUCGCACGACUUGUGUUUUGAUGAAAAACACACCAUGGUGAUCGGUUCUGGGGUUUACCGAAUCGGGAGUUCGGUGGAGUUUGAUUGGUGCGCUGUUGGGUGUUUGCGCGAGCUGCGCAGACUCGGACGGAAGACCAUCAUGAUCAACUAUAACCCAGAAACGGUUAGUACCGACUACGACAUGUCGGAUCGUCUCUACUUUGAAGAAAUCUCGUUCGAAGUAGUGAUGGAUAUCUACACGAUUGAAGACCCCGUGGGGAUUAUUUUAUCAAUGGGUGGCCAACUCCCGAACAACAUCGCGAUGGACUUGCAUAGACAACAAGCUCGAAUUUUGGGUACUUCGCCUGAUUCGAUCGACGGGGCAGAAAAUCGCUUCAAGUUCUCGAGAAUGUUGGACAAAAUCGGCAUCAUGCAACCCCAGUGGAAAGAACUGACCAACCUAGAGUCAGCUAUUGAGUUUUGCGAGAAAGUGGGGUACCCGUGCUUGGUACGACCGUCGUACGUGCUCAGUGGUGCUGCGAUGAACGUGGCACACUCAAACCAAGACUUGAAGACGUACCUCAACGCGGCUAGCGACGUCAGUAAGGAGCACCCAGUGGUCAUUUCCAAGUUUAUUUUGGAGUCGAAGGAGAUUGAUGUGGAUGCGGUUGCUUGCGACGGGGUUAUUUUGUGUAUGGCGGUGUCCGAACAUGUGGAGAACGCAGGUGUGCACUCUGGAGACGCCACUCUGGUGACACCUCCUCAAGACAUCAACGACGAAACGUUGACUAAGAUCAAAGACAUUUGUAAGAAAAUCGCGGCGUCGUUGGAAGUGACGGGACCUUUCAACAUGCAACUAAUAGCGAAGGAUAACGAUUUGAAGGUGAUCGAGUGUAACGUGAGGGUGUCGCGGUCGUUUCCUUUUGUUUCUAAAACUUUGGACCACGAUUUCGUGGCUAUGGCCACUCGAGUGAUAGUAGGGGAGAUGGUACAACCCGUCGACGUACUCAACGGUUGUGGUAAAGUAGGCGUGAAAGUACCGCAGUUCUCGUUUUCGCGACUGGCCGGUGCCGACUUUAUGUUGGGGGUGGAAAUGGCUUCCACUGGAGAAGUGGCUUGUUUUGGCGACAACCGGUUCGAAGCUUACUUGAAGUCCAUGAUGAGCACCGGCUUUACAAUCCCGGAAAAGUCCAUCCUUUUGUCAAUCGGUACUUUCAAGCACAAAAUGGAACUACUACCGAGCAUGCGCGUUCUACAAAAAAUGGGUUACAAGCUAUACGCAAGUCUCGGUACUGCCGAUUUUUACAACGAACACGGAGUGAAGGUGGAAUCCGUGCAAUGGACUUUCGAGAACAUCGAAGCCAUUACGAGUCAGGGCGAACUCAAACACUUGGCGGAGUUCUUGUCGAACAAGCAGUUCGACUUGGUGAUUAACUUGCCGAUGAGGGAUGGGGGUGCUCGGAGGGUGUCUUCGUUCAUGACGCACGGCUAUAGAACCCGGAGACUGGCUAUAGAUUAUUCGAUCCCUCUCGUGACGGAUGUUAAAUGUGUUAAACUCCUGGUGGAGGCGCUACGACGGAUCAGGAAAGCUCCCGCGAUGAAAACCCACACGGAUUGCAUGUCGUCCAGACGUCUGGUGACCCUGCCGGGGUUAAUUGACACUCAUGUUCACGUCCGGGAACCUGGUGCCACUCAUAAAGAGGACUACGCGUCGUGCACGGCAGCCGCUUUAGCGGGAGGCGUCACCAUGAUAUGCGCCAUGCCCAACACCAACCCGGCAGUCACAAAUCCAGAAACGCUGACCCUAGUGAAGGGUUUAGCACAAAAGAGUGCCCGGUGUGACUACGCCCUCUUCGUAGGUGCCUCCUCCGACAACUAUUCUAGUAUUCCGGAGCUAGCCCGCGAAGUUGCCGGUCUCAAAAUGUACCUAAACGAGACUUUCACUACGUUGCGUUUGAACGACUUGAAUGUCUGGAGCAAACACUUGUCCAGUUGGCCGAAGAAAGCGCCUUUGUGUGUACACGCCGAAGGACAAACCACUGCAGCGAUUAUUCUUCUGGCGCGUCUACACAACCGGCCAAUCCACAUCUGCCACGUCGCUAGAAAAGAGGAAAUCGAAAUUAUAAAAACCGCGAAAGAGCAAGGGUUUAGAAUUACGUGUGAGGUGUGUCCGCACCACUUGUUUUUGUCGAGCGACGACAUCAAAACUCUAGGGGUAUGCAAGAGUCAAGUUAGACCUGUCUUGAUGACUUUGGAAGACCAACAAGCUUUAUGGGAUAACCUCCACAUUAUAGAUUGUUUUGCCACUGAUCACGCCCCUCACACUCUGGAGGAAAAGACAAGUUCGAACCCACCUCCCGGCUUUCCAGGUUUGGAAACCAUUCUACCCCUACUACUCAACGCGGUGAACGAAGGUAGACUCACUAUGGACGACAUCAUCAACAAGUUCUACCACAACCCGAAGAAGAUUUUCAACCUCCCGGACCAACCUAACACUUACGUGGAGGUGGACCUUGACGAAGAAUGGGUGAUUCCAGAAAGCACUGCUUACAGUAAAGCCAAAUGGACCCCGUUUGCUGGAAGAAGGGUGAAAGGGGCCGUCCAUAGAGUCGUACUCCGGGGUGAAGUGGCCUACGUAGAUGGACAAAUCCUAGUACAACCUGGCUUCGGACAGAACGUCCGGAUCUGGGACGUCAAAAAACCCACUCCAAUCCCGACCAUCACCAACGGGUACUUCGACAAAAUCGAGUACAACGACGGCCAAACUAACGAAUUCUUCAAGAACUUGUCCGGCGGAAAAGUACACUUUUCGAGUACUCACGAACUCCACGUGGACAGUAGGUUAGAAACGGUUACCUCACCCACUCCUGGACGAAUCCGAACUGAUAGUUUCUCCGCUGUUGACCACCCCACCCACACCCUCAUCGGCAAGCACAUCCUCUCCGUCGACAUGUUCACUAAAGAACAACUCAACGACAUCUUCAACCUCGCUCAAGUCUUUCGAGUCACUUUUAGUAAAGACCGAGUGGUGGAUCCUCACUGGACCGAACUCCUCAAAGGCAAAAUCCUGUCGUCCGUCUUCUACGAAGUGAGUACUCGCACUACGUGCAGCUUCGCCGCUGCUAUGCAGAGACUCGGAGGCGGCGUCAUCUACAUGGACCAAACUAGUUCGUCGGUCAAAAAAGGCGAGACUUUGGAGGACUCGGUCACGAUUAUGGCGGAGUAUGGCGACGUGGUGGUACUCAGACACCCGGAAGUCGGUGCAGUUCAGCGGGCGUCGCACCACUGCCGCAAACCCUUGAUUAACGGCGGGGAUGGAAUCGGUGAGCACCCGAGUCAAGCGUUACUCGACAUCUUCACCAUCCGUGAAGAACUGGGUACCGUUAAUAAAAAAACGAUCACUUUGGUUGGUGAUUUGAAGCACGGGCGUACCGUCCACUCUUUGGUACGACUUUUGACGCUCUAUGACGUGCAGUUGCGCUACGUCAGUCCGCAGAGUUUGAAAAUGCCGAGUCACAUAACAAGCUACGUGGAAACUAAAGGGAUUCCGCAGAAUGAGUAUAGUACUUUGGAGGAAGUACUACCGGAUACGGACGUGCUGUACGUGACGCGGAUCCAGCGCGAGCGGUUUGAGUCAGAGGAUGACUAUAACAAGGCUUGCGGGCACUUCGUCGUGACGCCGCAUUUGAUGCGCAAAGCUAAGAAGAAGAUGGUAGUACUGCAUCCAUUGCCGAGGGUGUUCGAGAUUAGUCCGGAAUUGGAUACUGAUCCACGAGCCGCCUAUUUCCGGCAAGCUAAAAACGGGAUGUAUGUGAGGAUGGCGCUUUUGGCAAUGGUACUAGGAAAAUGCUAGAGUUUGUAAAUAAAGUUUUAUUAAAAGUA
Zophobas morio is the source of this 6896-nucleotide messenger RNA. RefSeq names its product multifunctional protein r (gene rudimentary). The record is from RefSeq and is a predicted model, not a curated record. Bases 259 to 6867 code for a protein of 2202 amino acids. Gene Ontology annotation, biological process: UTP biosynthetic process; L-citrulline biosynthetic process; 'de novo' pyrimidine nucleobase biosynthetic process. Gene Ontology annotation, molecular function: aspartate carbamoyltransferase activity; dihydroorotase activity; ATP binding. NCBI's taxonomy places the organism in Eukaryota, Metazoa, Arthropoda, Insecta, Coleoptera, Tenebrionidae. Gene Ontology annotation, cellular component: cytosol; cytoplasm. The transcript has 11 exons.